CCUUCCCUUCAGAUCAUGACAGCUGUCUCGGGAGAGCAGGCUCCGGCUGGAGAGAGAAUGCUCAGGAUGCCCAGCUGCCUCCUAAAGCUGACCAGGGUGGUGCUGAGCCACAAGCCCUGUGCCCUGUUUAUCCUCAUCUUUGUGUUCGUAUCCCUUGCCUACCACAAGCUCUACUGGGACCCAAAGAGCAGCGGCCCCACCCACAGCUUGUCUGCUGAGAUCAGCUGUGCUCACUAUGUGCCUUCUCCCCUCGACAUUGCUGGUGGGCCCUCCCCUUCCACAGGAAAUGUGUUUUUUGUGGAGACCUCAGAGCAAACUGCCCCAAGUUACCUCUUCUCGUGCUCUGUGGAGUCAGCGGCCAGGACACACCCCAUGUCAAGAGUUGUGGUGCUCAUGAAAGGCUUGGCCAAAGGAAACGCCUCCUUGCCCAAGCACUGGGCUUUCUCCUUGCUCAGCUGCUUCCCCAACGUGGAAAUCCGGCCUCUGGACUUGACAGAGCUCUUUUCUGGAACACCUCUGGCACAGUGGUUCCUGCAGCCUCAGCGGCAACAGGAGCCUCAUUUUUUAGCUGUCCUCUCUGAUGCCUGCAGAAUUGUCCUCAUGUGGAAAUUUGGUGGCAUCUACCUGGAUACAGACUUCAUUGUGCUUAAGAACUUACAGAACCUCACCAAUGCCCUCGGCAUUCAGGGUGACAGUGUACUGAAUGGAGCCUUUCUGUCCUUUAAGGCUAAGCACAAAUUCAUGGAGCUUUGCAUGCAGGACUUUGUGGAGGACUACAAUGGCUGGGUCUGGGGGCACCAGGGCCCAGAGCUCCUAACUCGUGUCUUCAAGAAGUGGUGCUCCCUCGAGACUAUCACGAGCAUGAGCUGCAAAGGUGUGAGUGCUCUUGCCCGAGAAGUUGUUUAUCCUAUUCCCUGGCAGGACUGGAAGAAGUUGUUUGAGGCAGCCAGUGCCUUGGAGCUUCAGAAACUCCUUAAGAGCACCUAUGCAGUGCACAUAUGGAACAAACUGAGCCACGGGACCAAGUUAGAGAUCCCCUCCCAGGCUCUGCUGGCUCAGCUCUAUUCCCAGUUCUGUCCUGCCACCUACGCAAAGAUGAAGCAGGACUCUGAAGAGUUGUCAAGGCGUGCAGUGUGACCUGGGGCCCUUGGCUGCAGGGACAUUCCCCAGCCUAAAGGAAAACGAGUGCCUUUGACCUUCCCCAGACUUGGUUUCUACACCCCAGAGCAGCUGUGUCACAGCUCUGUGGUUCUGUACCUGACAUUCCUGAUAUCUGCCUCAGAUCCUUUGUGUUUCAAAUUUACAGCAGAACCUGACUGCAGCCUCUCUUGCUGUCCUAUACAAGACCUGUUUUUGCAGGGAAGGUUGAACUCC
Messenger RNA from Camarhynchus parvulus, 1374 nucleotides. RefSeq names its product lactosylceramide 4-alpha-galactosyltransferase-like. The record is from RefSeq and is a predicted model, not a curated record. The transcript has a single exon. NCBI's taxonomy places the organism in Eukaryota, Metazoa, Chordata, Aves, Passeriformes, Thraupidae. Gene Ontology annotation, biological process: protein O-linked glycosylation. Bases 16 to 1137 code for a protein of 373 amino acids. Gene Ontology annotation, molecular function: acetylglucosaminyltransferase activity.